Cinclus cinclus is the source of this 2865-nucleotide messenger RNA. It is a transcript of the gene TRAK2, whose product is annotated as trafficking kinesin protein 2. The record is from RefSeq and is a predicted model, not a curated record. The transcript has 15 exons. Gene Ontology annotation, cellular component: dendrite. Lineage: Eukaryota; Metazoa; Chordata; Aves; Passeriformes; Cinclidae. The coding region runs from base 151 to 2850 and encodes 899 amino acids. Gene Ontology annotation, molecular function: GABA receptor binding. Gene Ontology annotation, biological process: neurogenesis; anterograde axonal transport of mitochondrion.
UGCCAGAUUUGUGAGUCUCUGUGGCUUGAUGGCUCUCACUUACUCUGUGUCUAAUCCAAAGCCAUCUUUUUACCAAAGCAAUAGAGGAAUGGUGCACAGUUUGAUUACAGAAUGAUCUUUCCAAGGAAGUGAACUGUGAAGGAAGGACUCAUGAGUUUUGAUCCCAGGGGCUUGGAGAGCAUCCCUGAUGGCUGCUCCAAUGAGGACCUUCCUGAGGUGGAGUUGGUGAGCAUGCUGGAAGAACAGUUGCCAGAUUACAAGUUACGAGUGGAUUCUCUGUACCUGUAUGAAAAUCCAGACUGGAUUCAGCCCACGGCUUGCCAUGGCCGGCUGCCGGAGAUCGCUGCUCCAGCUCGUGAGGAGAACUCCUUCCGUUACAUGAUUCUUGGCACAGAUAACGUGGAGCAGAAAGACUACAGUGAAGCUGACAUGGUCAAACGUCUGCUGGCUGAGAAAGAUCGGGACCUGGAACUGGCAGCACGAAUUGGACAAGCCCUCCUUAAGCGAAACCAUCUGUUGAUGGAACAGAAUGAAGCACUGGAAGAACAGUUAGGUCAAACUCUAGACAGAGUUAACCAGCUGCAGCAUGAGCUGUCAAAGAAGGAUGACCUGCUCCGUAUUGUUUCCAUCGCUUCCGAGGAGAGCGAGACGGAUUCCAGCUGUUCCACACCCCUGCGGUUCAACGAGUCCUUCACGGCCUGCCACGAUCCAUUGCAGCUGGAUGUGCUGCAGGAUAAACUCCGGGAGCUGGAGGAGGAGAACCUGGCUCUGCGGUCCAAGGCUUGCCAUCUGAAGUCAGAAACCAUUACGUACGAAGAGAAGGAACAGCAGCUGGUCAAUGACUGUGUCAAAGAACUCCGGCAAACAAAUGCUCAGAUUUCCAGGAUAACAGAGGAGUUGUCAGAGAAGAGUGAGGAGGUGAUUCGUUACCAGGAAGAGAUCUCAUCCCUUUUGUCUCAGAUUGUUGAUCUUCAACAUAAACUCAAAGAAAAUGUGAUUGAGAAGGAGGAGCUGAAACUUCACUUACAAGCCUCCAAAGAUGCUCAGAGACAACUAACAGCAGAGCUCCAUGAGUUGCAAGAUCGGAAUGUGGAGUGUCUGGGGAUGUUGCACGAGUCCCAGGAAGAAGUGAAGUUGCUGCGCAGCAGAGCCAGCUCCGUCGCUUGCCUCUGCCACCCGCAGUCCCGUGGAGCAUUUCCCGUGGAUUCCCUUGCAGCAGAAAUUGAAGGGACAAUGCGGAAGGAAUUGAGUCAGGGUGAUGAAUCUGUUCUCUCCAAGCAAAAGGAUCAACAGAAACGAGUGUUUGACACUGUCAAGGUUGCUAAUAUCAUCCGUGGCCGCUCCUCCUCCUUUCCUGCCCCGUUGCCAAUCCCUGGAUCCAAUCGCUCGAGUGCUGUUAUGACAGCAAAGCCCUUCCAGUCUGGCUUGCACCACUUGGAGAGCCACGCACGGAUGGCCCCAGGCAGCAGCUCUGAGAAGAACUUGAAAGAUGCUCACAGUCCCAGCCAGCCGGGAACCCCUGGAGACAAUGACCUGGUCACAGCUCUGCACAGGCUCUCCCUGCGUCGUCAGAACUACCUGAGUGAGAAGCAGUUCUUUGAGGAGGAGUGGGACCGAAAAAUGCAUUUGCUGGCUGAGCAGAAAGAAGAGGCUAGUGGCUGCAGUACACCAUCAGAAAGCUCUUUCUCCCCAAGUACAAACUCAGAAUUCACAGAUCUCUCUGCCAGCUCUAGCAAUCUCCGUGUUCUCCUACCAGAGAAGUUGCAGAUUGUCAAACCCAUUGAAGGAUCUCAGACCCUUUUUCAUUGGCAGCAGCUUGCUCGACCCAACCUAGGCACCAUUCUUGACCCAAGACCAGGUGUUGUUACUAAAGGCUUUACCCCUCUGUCUGAUGAUACUGUGCACCACAUCUCUGACCUGGAGGAAGAUGAUGAGGAAGAGGGUGAAGGAGGUAUAACAUUUCAAGCACAACAGUCCUUCCCAGAGGAAAAGAAAUGUGUGUUGGCAAAACCAGUGGCAGGGAUUUUCCUGCCACCUAUUACUUCAGCAGCAGUACCACUCACUGUUGCAGCCUCAAAUCCAGGGAAGUGUCUAUCUUCAACAAAUUCCACAUUUACCUUCACUACCUGUAGGAUCCUUCACCCAUCUGAUGUCACCCAAGUUACUCCCAGCUCCAUGGGUGCUUCAUUUUCACUGGGGAAUACUGGUAGCAGUACUGGAAACUCAGUAGUGAGCACUCCAGCCAUUCCUUACAGACUCAGUAUUGGAGAAUUUCUCACCAACAGAAGAGACUCAACUACUACUUUCAGCAGCACAAGCAGCCUGGCUAAACUUUUGCAAGAACGGGGCAUCUCUGCCAAGGUUUACGACAGCCCCGUGUUAGAAAAACUGCCUGUGCUGCAACCCCCUCGAACUCUUCCCAUUCCUUCUACUCCACCAAAUUCUCCUUCGCGCUCGCCUUGUCCUUCCCCUCCACUGUUUGAGCCUCGAGUGCAUCACUCCGAGAAUUUCCUGGCUUCUCGACCAGCAGAAACGUUCUUGCAGGAAAUGUGUGGCCUGAAGUCCUCCCGUAACGUCCCAGACCUAGGCCAGCUGAAGAUGAACCUCGUGGACAGACUGAAGAGGCUGGGCAUUGCCAGGGUCAUCAAGCCCCCUGAAACACAGAACCAUGACAAGAAUCAGAGGCCAGACGUUGGCUUGCAGAGGCAGGACUCAGCUGGGUUUUUAAAUGCAGGUAGCAACCUAAUGGCAGGACUGAGAAGAAACCAGAGUCUUCCAGCCAUGAUUGGAGCACUGGGAGCUCCUAUUUGCACACAGUCAUCAAAAAUGGAUAUACUAAAGGAAGACUAACUGGCCUGAAAGGUG